AUGGAUCAUGAUAAUCAUGAAACCCACCUAAGAUAUCAGGCUCCCUUGAAAGCUCUAGAUGUGCAGGCCAUGUACUAUGAUCUAGAGCCUAACUAUGAGGAGCGAGAUAUGGAGCAGAGUAUGGCGCAUCACAGAGACUUAUAUGUCCCGCUCCAGCUUAGCGCUAUUGCCAUUGCAGAAUUCGAAAAGCAAGAUGAUAUCAUCCGAGAGAUCGGCUCUCUGCGCCCCGUAUACCCACUGUCGCCUUAUCGUCUCAUCCCAAAGUCGAUCCCAUACCCGGAUUAUGCCCACGAUGGUAUUCCCCGCUCUGAGCAAAAGCUGUUCGGUCAACACAGGAUCAAGAUCUUGAAUAAGGCAGAGCAAGAGGGCAUGCGCGUGGUAUGCCGCCUUGCUCGUGAGGUUUUGGAUAUUGCUGGAGCUGCAGUGAAACCCGGUGUGACCACCGAUUAUAUCGAUCAGUUGGUCCACCAGGCUUGUGUUGAGCGCGACUCUUAUCCCUCCCAGCUCAACUAUGUGCACUUCUCUAAGUCUGUAUGCACUUCCGUCAACGAGGCCAUCUGCCACGGUAUUCCCGACCAACGGCCCCUCGAGGAUGGCGAUAUCAUCAACAUUGAUGUGACCUCAUACCGCAAAGGAUUCCACGGCGAUAUUAACGAGACCUACUAUUGUGGUGAGAAGGCCAUUGCAAACGCAGAUGCUGUGCGAGUCGUCGAGACCGCACGCGAUUGUCUGGACCAAUCGAUUGCACUUGUUAAACCUGGCAUGCUUUUCCGCAAACCCGGCACAGUGAUCGAGAAACUUGCCAAGUCCCGUCAAUGUACUACUGUGGUCACGGUAUUAACCAACUUCCACUGCGCCCCCCCCCCCCCCAACAUCCCUCACUAUGCCAAGAACAAGGCUGUCGGUACCGCUAAGCCCGGCAUGUGCUUUACCAUCGAGCCCAUGAUCAACAUUGGCACAUAUCAGGACCGUACAUGGCCUGACGACUACUGCUGA
This is a messenger RNA of Penicillium taxi, 996 nucleotides long. Its product is annotated as Methionine aminopeptidase 1. Gene Ontology annotation, molecular function: metalloaminopeptidase activity. Gene Ontology annotation, biological process: proteolysis. The record is from RefSeq and is a predicted model, not a curated record. Bases 1 to 996 code for a protein of 331 amino acids. Lineage: Eukaryota; Fungi; Ascomycota; Eurotiomycetes; Eurotiales; Aspergillaceae. The transcript is spliced from 4 exons.